UGCAGACGCUCCUCCGUCCCCCCCCCUGUGCGGCCGCCGGUGCGUGUGCUUGUGACUGCCUGCGCGUUCAGGUUAAUCGGGGCGGCGCUUGGAAAGCUAGGAGUUAAUUAAAGGCCGGCGGCCAGUAGCACUACGAGCAGAGCAUCGAGUAAGCAGUUCCCGGGGGGGGGGGUGAGGGCUUCGCUUGUUUACCUUAGGAGCGCUAUUGAGCCCCAGGCUGAGUCUGCACCCGCUGCAGUCAGGAACGCCGCUUAAACAGGCUCUCCCCCAGUGCGCGGACUCGCCAGGCUUGUGCACGCCGCUGAUCGCCAGUGGGUGUGUGCUUGCAGCUCCUACCCGUCUGUGUGAAGGCGAAGCCUGAGAUCCAUACAUCAUAAGGCUGGGGUGCGGUGAGAAUCAAGAUGGAAGGAGUGGGGUCUUUCGGAGCUGGGAGAGCUGGCGGAGCUUUCGACCCUGUCGCCUUCAUCAAACAGCCACAGACAAUCCUUAGAAUACUGUCCUGGAUUUUCUCCAUUGUGGUGUUUGGUUCCAUAGUGAACGAGGGCUACAUCAACAGCGGCAGCGAGAAACUGUACUGUAUUUUCAACAAGAACGACGACGCCUGCAGCUAUGGGAUUACCAUCGGGGUCAUGGCAUUUUUCGCCAGCAUCUUUUUCUUCGUCUUGGACAUUUAUUUCCCUCAGAUCAGCAGUGUGAAGGACCGGAAGCGGGCCGUCCUUCUGGAGAUGGGGUUUUCAGGUUUUUGGACGUUCCUGUGGUUCGUGGGCUUCUGCUUCCUGGCCAACCAGUGGCAGCGCACUUCUCCCAAAGAGCUUCCUCUCAACCAGGGAGCAGACGCUGCGAGAGCCGCGGUGGCCUUCUCCUUCUUCUCCAUCCUCACCUGGGCUGGCCUGACUGUGAAGGCGGUACAGAGAUACCGGCUAGGCACAGACAUGUCGCUGUUCGCUACGGAUCCCGUCGACGGCACCCCCACUGUCCAGCCGUACCCCGGCUACCCCACUGGCAGCGGCAUCGAGACGACGGACACCUACCAGAGCCCCCCUUUCACCGAGAACCUGGCCACCAACGCCAAGAGCUACCAGGUGCCCACCUACUAGACGGCGGGGGUGUCCACGGGGUGGGGAGGGGAGCGGGUGUAAAUCCGAAAACAAACUUGCGUCUGAUCCGUGGUAUGGUGCAGUGAUGUCUCAUUGGGUGGGUAUCUGCAAAUGAACCAUGACUUUUUUUGUUUGUUUUUGUUUACGUGCCUCCGAACGACGGCUGGCGCGCCAGUGUAGUUGUGCUGUGACCUCUGUACAGCAGCGGUAUGUCGGUUGUAAUUUCAUCUUUGUCCUGAUAGGUAGGUAGCUACGUAGGUCUUUGCGAUGCCAUGGUAGGUGGUGCCACUUUGAAAACCUGCCGUGUUCUCCCUGAGUGCUGACCUUAUUUAGCGUUGAACUUAAAGCAAAGCCAUCAGAGCCAUUCCCUGAAGCGCCGUGCGAAUUUACGAAGAAUAUUACUUAAUGGGCGCGUUUAAUGACCCAGUAGCAGUAACAGCUGCUCCCAUGUUUACACGGUCUCUCGGUUUUAGGGACUGGUAGCGCUGCACAUUCUGUAGCGCAGAUUACACUUUGGAAUAAAUGGCACCUUUCUCAUUUAAAAAAAAAAAAAAGAUUCUCCACUUAUUCAGAUUUCAUGCUACACCUACAAGCUGUGCUCUAGUUUUCCCACGAGGUUCCAUUAGAAUAAAUUUACCAGUGGACUGUAGUGAAUUCAGUUAAAAUUGGGGUGUCCAGUAUCUAAAAACUAAAUAAACCCUUCUUGACCACGAUUACAUCAGAUCAGACUGACUUGAGACCAGGCAGAGUGGAGUCAAAUCUGUUCUAGAUCCCAAAGAUGCCAAUUGAGAGGGGCUAUUUUUCAUAAUUGUGCAAUUUUAUCAACAAGUAAGCAAAAACGCCACUGAAAAGUUCAGAGAGAAAAAUAGGGUGGGAAUUUCACAAAAAUUAGAUUUCUAAGCUCCGUUCUGGAAGAAACAGUAAUGUGCACAGUGCCAUAUGCUACAGAUGGAUGUUUGGAUGUUUGAAAUUGAUGGAUUGGUUAAUGCUCAUCCUCCAAUACUUCGCAAUAACAAGUUGUAAUCCAUUCAAUUAACCAUCCUAAAGGUUACAAUCCACACAUUUAACUGGAUGAUCAAUGUAAAAAACAUUAAAACGUAUUCACAUUAUGAGCUGUUAGAUCUGUGCUCUAUAUUGGUACUUGAGUUAUUAAUGUUCAGGGCUUUGUGAAGGAUGCUUUCCUUCAAGACCCUGUUUAGAAAGUUUGACUAUACAGCUGACAAGAGGACCGACUGCAUUAAAAAAUAAGAUCCUGAGCCAGUAGUUCUCAGUCCUGGGGUAAUACGUCUGCUGGGGGGUUUGUUCCAGCUGAGCCUUUAAGCACCACUGCUAAUUUAUUUUAAACUCCUGUUUCAGGCCAUUUUUUUCAAAUUUACAUUUAGCUCUUAAAAAUCUAAAUUAGAAGUGGAAUUAGCAUGAACCCUAUGCUAACCAGUUUCCGGAUUGUCCUCAUUCAGGUGAGCAGGCAGAAAUAUUAGCAGCUGGACUUAAUCAGAAGGAAAAAAACCACUGACUCACUGUGGGAGUGCCUGUUCAUCUUUCAUUAAGAGCUGUUUAGCCAGAAAUAAGGGAGGAUCUUUUUCAUUAUCAAGCUGAACAGAGACCGCUAGGCUGAAGGUACUGGAAAUAAAGCACUUCAGGCUAUAUUUGAAACCAAGGAGUGCAGGGAAAAAAAAGUCUAACUGGGCAAUCAGGUCUGGUACAGAACCCUUUGCCCCAAUGCUUAAGGGCCCAACUGGGAACACAAGGCAGCAGGUACAGAGUAUAUAGCCCAGGACCAGGACUGAGAGACACUUCCCUCAGCGAAGAGCAUUUUGGUGUACGCUUUGAAUUUUUCUUUCUCAGUGGGAUCACUGGCUGAAAGUGCAGCAACAAAGACACUUCAUUGUAGAUCAGGUGACUCAGACCUUCUGGAGAGCCUGGUGUCUUCUGGUUUGUGGUCAACCCAUAUUCUCCUUGACACAGCUGGCCUAAUGCUCUAAUUAGUUACACAACUGUAACACCUCUAACUAGGCCUUGAGGUGAUGAAUCGGGGAAACCCGUUUCUCACAGAAAACCUCUUGUGCAAUCCACAGUGAAGGAACUGAGGAAAAAUCCCAUAAAUAUCUCAUGUUGAAAAUGGUGUGCUUAAUCAACUGCCCAGGUUGGAACAGAAACAAAACGACGCAGGGCCACCCAGUAGCUGAGUUUGAGAGCCUUGCUGUAGACGACGAUUUGUUCAGUGUUUUAUGACGAUACAUUUACUCCUUGUGAAACAAACCAAUGAAGUGUAUGUGUAUUAGAUAUUCUAGUUCUAUUUAAAAAAAAAAGAAAAAUGAGAAAAAAAAGCAGUGUUAUUCCUCUUCAUGUACAGGUAGGAGCUUGGUAAGAUGUAUUCAAGGUUGUCCGAAUCAGUGAUGUCAACUCUGUACCAAUGUGAAUGUAAGCACACUAUGCCUACAUCAUUUUGUAUACCACAUUUUGUUUUUUUUACAGUGGUACUCUCAAGGGAUUGUCUCAAAAGUUGAUAAAGUAUGAAGUCACUAAAAGCCCUGAAGAGGCUGAAAGUAGCUGUAACAGAAAAAUGCAGAUGUGAAAAUGGCAGGAGGCCUUGUCUUUGGGUCCAUUCAUCUGGACAGCAGCGAAUGUCAUGGAAUUCAGCCACUGGAACGCCUAUUUAAAGCAAAGAAAGGUGCAUCUCAGAUUUGCCAAAACUUAGAACGAAAUAACCACUGAAAUGCUCUUUUAAAAAGGAGGAAGCUGCAGCAUUUACAAGGGUUUAGGAAGGAAGAUCACACCCUGAAGGUGAGGUGUUCUCAGGGUGGGAUUGUUUUGGCUUCACGCCUUGUCUUGUUUGGAGGAUCAAGGGGACUGACUAUUCCUUUAAAUGUGAGAGAUUCCCUCUGGGGAUCUUCUCUCAUUCAGAGCCUGGGAAAACACGGAAAUCUUAACCUGCUCCUGGCUGCUCCACGGGUUGCAGAAUCGGCUUUUCCAUUAAAGUGUAAACUCUUAUUUCUGACUGGGCUUCUUCUAAAAUACAAGACGUGGAUUUUUUAUAGGUACAGCAAGGUGACCUCUAUGAGAAAAACAAUAAAUGGGUUCAUAAUUUUUGCUUUUCGCUAAGAGCCCUUUAAUAUUGUUGAAAAUAGAAGAAGGCCAUUUCUGUGUGAUAUUUGGAGCUAUUUUUGUAAUGUUGUACAGUGGCUAAUACUCAAUAAGUUGGAAAAAAAGGAGAAAUCCAAUAGACUGAGAAUGAAUACAGUAAUUACAGAGUAACUGGCUUUAGUCAAGUUUAACUAAUGAUAUAAAUCUAAGUGCAGGUACUUAGAUUUAAUAGGUGUAAUCCACUUGAAUGCUGUAGGCUCUGAUGAGAUUUUAAUUUGCAGACUUCCUUAACACGGUAUGAAGGCACAAUUCUCAUUAACAAGACAUCUGAGAAAAAGAAAAUCAAAUUUCCCUGUUUGCAGCUAAUCCCCCUUCAAACUUUUCCUUAAUUAAAUUUGGGACUUCGUCUUUUUUUUUUAAAACAAAGCAGCCACCUCCCAUAUAAAAAAAACAAACAAACAAAAGUAAGCUCUUCACUGUGCGCUUGUCUGUAGUCCUCACAAAGGACUGAAAGUUGUCUUUAAACCUAAAACUUUUGAGAGCAUCCCUGGUUUGGUUUGGGUGUGAGUUGGGGAGUGUUGGACAUAUUAACAGUGCUUCGUGUUUACUAUUUGUGGUAGCACAUCUCUAAUGUAUCUGUAAGCUGUGAGAUAGGGUAAUGUACACAAAGUGAUAUUGAUUGUAAUUCAGUAUAUCUUAAUGGACUCUUUAUUAAACUGUUUAAAGUCUUGUGUUUCCUGUACUAUUAAUGCGCUCUUGUUAAAAUACUUCUUGGACCAAUUUCUAGCAUGGGUUAUUUUGUUAUAGGCUUCUUAUUCAUGAUUUUACUUCCAACAUGACGGUACAUUUUCUGUAAAGGUACUGGUUUGCAAGCACCAUUGCUUUUUGCCAAAUUAAAUUUGCGAUUGUCUUUUCAGGUCAUGAAAAUAAAAAUCUUGUUUUU
This is a messenger RNA of Lepisosteus oculatus (spotted gar), 5124 nucleotides long. It is a transcript of the gene syngr3a, whose product is annotated as synaptogyrin 3a. Gene Ontology annotation, cellular component: synaptic vesicle membrane; neuromuscular junction. The record is from RefSeq and is a predicted model, not a curated record. Lineage: Eukaryota; Metazoa; Chordata; Actinopteri; Semionotiformes; Lepisosteidae.